AUGGAUUUGGAAUCUUCUGGCGAUUCGGGGAAAUGUUGCAAGCACUGCGAAUGUGGGUGUAGGGAUUGCUCCAUGGCAGCUCAAUCCUCAGGGAAUUGGUCUCGUUCUGUGAAAAGGAAACACAAGGAGUUGGAACGGGGCGGCCAAUUCUUUGUGCCAGGGGUGGAUUGCGAUUCAGUGGCACGUGUGGAUAUUGGGAAUGAAUGUGAAGCCCUACGGGAGGCUGUGAGCAGCCAACAACAAUCAAUACAGGAAUUGUAUGCUGAAUUGGAGGAGGAGAGGAGUGCUGCAUCCUCGGCCGCAAAUGAGACCAUGUCAAUGAUAUUGAGGUUGCAGAGGGAGAAAGCAGAGCUUCAGAUGGAGGCGCGGCAGUUCAAGAGAUUUGUGGAGGAGAGAACGGUUCAUGAUCAGCAGGAGCUUUUAUUGUUGGAGGAUAUGUUGUAUAAGAAAGAACAGGCAAUUCACUCGCUCACCUGUGAGGUACAGGCUUAUAAACACAGGUUGAUGAGUUUUGGCCUCACUGAAUCGGAGGCAGAAGGUGAUCGGGAUGAAUUUCUCCCUUAUGAGUACCCUCCUUUGAGAUGUAAAGCAAUCCAUGCUUGUGCUGAUGCGGACAAUGAUGACAUAGACAUUGAUAAAUAUGCUUUUGGCGAAACUCCUAAGGACCGAUUGAGGAACUUGGAAAGCAGGAUAUCUCAAAUGGAGAGAAGCCCCACUUACAGCCAGAUGGAUGGGGAUUUCAAUGGAAAAAAUGUUCUAGAGAAGGUGAUAAUUGGACAGUCUCCAAGAUGGACUAAGCAUUCCAGGAAAUUUUCUUGUGAUUCAUCUUCAUUGUGUCCUGAGUAUAUGAUGGAUUCUCCCAGCUUAAGGAGGAUAGAUUGUCCCUCACAAUCGGAGGACCUUCCCAACUUGAAGAAGAUGGAUAAUGUAUCUGAAGCUGGUGAUGAUAUGAUUGAUAAAGUCUAUACAAUUGACUCCGAGUUCAAAACUGGAGUUAAUGUUUACGAUUAUUAUUCAAGCACUCCAAAGGACUUUGUUAAUAAUGCGGAAUUUGAAGAUCCAUAUGUAAAGAAGCUUUACAUGAGGCUUCAAGCACUUGAGGCUGAUAGGGAGUCAAUGAGGCAGGCACUCAUUUCAAUGCGCACUGAUAAAGCACAACUUGUUUUACUGAGAGAAAUAGCUCAAGAAUUGUGCAAAGAGAUGUCGGAGCAAAAAAGAAUGACUGCAAGGUCCUUUAUUGGCAGCUUCUCAUUCUUGACCAUUUUUAAGUGGAUUGCUUCAAUUGUUUUCUGGAGAAAGAAAGCUCAGCAAAUCAAGUAUAUGCUCGGGCUACCAUCUGACAGCGGGGGCUUGCUAAUGCUGCUUGACAAAGGACCCCAUGUAAGGUCAUGGAGAUAUCUUCAUAGUACACAAAUGGGAGAGUAG
Molecule: messenger RNA, 1425 nt
Organism: Sphenostylis stenocarpa
Lineage: Eukaryota; Viridiplantae; Streptophyta; Magnoliopsida; Fabales; Fabaceae
Source: the annotation of a GenBank genome assembly